This is a messenger RNA of Anopheles bellator, 1174 nucleotides long. RefSeq names its product 1,5-anhydro-D-fructose reductase-like. NCBI's taxonomy places the organism in Eukaryota, Metazoa, Arthropoda, Insecta, Diptera, Culicidae. The transcript has 3 exons. Gene Ontology annotation, molecular function: aldose reductase (NADPH) activity. The coding region runs from base 164 to 1141 and encodes 325 amino acids. Gene Ontology annotation, cellular component: cytosol. The record is from RefSeq and is a predicted model, not a curated record.
GACACCGGCUCCGGCUGGAAUCUCAUUAGCCAUUUACGCGAUAAGUCCGCCCGCUGGUUGAUUGCAUUGCGAGCCAUUUAUCAGUUGGUCAUUCACGUUUCGAAUCCAAUCCGUGUGAACGUAUUCUUCCCAAUCGAGUGUAGUCGUGUUUUGUGGCAUCAAUAUGGCCCCAAAGGUUCCAGCCAUCCGCCUGAACAACGGCCUCGAGAUUCCCGCCCUAGGAUUGGGAACGUACAUGGCAACCGAAGAGGAAGGUAUCGCCGCGGUGAAAAUGGCCAUCGACGAGGGUUACCGGCACAUCGAUACGGCGUACUUUUAUCAGAACGAAACCCAAGUCGGCCAGGCGGUGCGAGCUAAAAUCGCCGAAGGGGUCAUCAAGCGAGAGGAUGUUUACAUCGUCACCAAGGUCUGGAAUACCUAUCAUGCACCGGAACAUGUUGAGCAAGCGUUUCAGCGAUCGCUCGACAACCUCGGGCUGGACUACAUCGAUCUGUACUUGAUGCACUGGCCAACGGGUUGGAAGUUUUCGGGCUGGUCACCGAGCGACUUCAUGCCGAUGGACGCUGCCGGCCGUACGAUCAACUCGGACGUUGACUACCUUGAAACGUGGAGCGCCAUGGAGCGGCUGCUCGAGACGGGCAAAGUUAAGAGCAUCGGCGUGUCUAACUUUAACAGCGAACAGUUGACGCGCCUGUUAGCCAAGUGUAAAGUCAAACCGGUGACCAACCAGGUCGAGUGCAAUCCGGGCAUCAACCAGCGAAAGUUGAUCGAUUUCUGCCGCCAGCAUGAUAUCGUCAUCACUUCGUACAGUCCCCUGGGACGUCCGAACCUAACUGACCCCGUAGUAGGCACAGAGGGCAUUCCGAAACAUGCGCUCGACGAUCCACGGGUGGUUGGCAUCGCUAAGAAGUACGGCAAGAGCGCGGGUCAGGUGGUGCUACGGUACUUGAUAGAGCUGGGCACGGUUCCGAUUCCAAAGUCGUCGCGUCUCGAGCGCAUACGGCAGAAUAUUGACAUCUUCGACUUUCAACUGACCGCCGACGAGAUUAAGGUUCUGGAUGGCUUCAACACGGGCGCGCGCACGGUGCCUUUCAACUUCAGCAGCGCACACAAAUACUUCCCCUUCAAGCUGGAAUACUGAUAAAGAAAUGGCACGAUCAUAACACAAUGCAUC